This is a messenger RNA of Sarcophilus harrisii (Tasmanian devil), 1474 nucleotides long. It is a transcript of the gene NME3, whose product is annotated as NME/NM23 nucleoside diphosphate kinase 3. Gene Ontology annotation, molecular function: nucleoside diphosphate kinase activity. NCBI's taxonomy places the organism in Eukaryota, Metazoa, Chordata, Mammalia, Dasyuromorphia, Dasyuridae. Gene Ontology annotation, biological process: GTP biosynthetic process; UTP biosynthetic process; CTP biosynthetic process. The transcript has 5 exons. The coding region runs from base 119 to 721 and encodes 200 amino acids. The record is from RefSeq and is a predicted model, not a curated record.
GAUCUGGUCUCUCCACACCCCCCGCCUCCCCGAGAUUCCCCAUGCCGAGCCCCCAAGGCGCCCGACCAGGAAAGAGCACUCGAGUGCUAGAAGCGCUGCCCAGCCGCCCUCCCCGCUGAUGCCACCCGGUCCCGCCCCUCUCCCGGGCGUGCUCGCGCCCGCGCUCGCGCUCGCGCCCGCCGCCGCCUCCGCAGCCGCCGCCGCCGCCAUCAUGAUCUGCCUGGUGCUGACCAUCUUCGCCAACAUCUUCCCCUCAGCCUGGACCGGUCUGAAUGAACGGACCUUCCUGGCCAUCAAGCCUGACGGAUUCCAGCGACGCCUGGUGGGAGAGAUCAUUGAGCGCUUCGAGAAGAAGGGCUUCAAGCUGGUGGGGCUGAAGCUGGUGCAGGCCUCGGAGGACCUCCUGAGGGAGCACUACGCGGCGUUGCGGGACCGGCCCUUCUACAGCCGCUUGGUCCAGUACAUGAGCUCGGGCCCCGUGGUUGCCAUGGUGUGGCAGGGGCUGGACGUAGUGCGCUCUUCCCGCGCCCUCAUCGGAGCAACCAAUCCUGCGGAGUCCUCGCCGGGCACCAUCCGAGGAGAUUUCUGUGUCGAAGUCGGCAAAAACGUUAUUCAUGGCAGUGACUCAGUGGAGAGUGCCCGCCGGGAGAUUGCCCUCUGGUUCCAUGCAGAUGAGCUGCUCUGCUGGGAAGACAGUGCAGAUCGAUGGUUGUACGAGUAGUUUGGCCCAGCUAAAGUAUCCUCCGGGUAUGACUGAGAAGAAAGGGAUUUUGCUUUAUGUACCAAAAACUUCCUCCGGGUCCAAGAUCAGACCCAUCCCUUGGCUUAAACUCCUGGUUUGCAAACAGGCAGGCCUGAGGGAGUAAAAUGUUCUGUAGGAAAAUUUCCCCUAGGCUGGUCCCUAGAUUGCUCUGCCACUCAAAAUCACCCAAGGGUAGGGUGUGAGGGGUUGGCUUUCUCCUGGUGAAAAGAAUUACCUGGGAAUGGGGGAAUAUUUAUCUGUAAGCUAAACUCAGAAGACUUGGAGUACUGAAGCCAGUGGAAAAUGUAACCGAAUUUGAAGUGGUCCCUGAAUUUGAAGUGGUCCCUGGGGAGAUAGAGCAGAUUUUUUUGGGGCAGAAAAUGUCAGUGCACCUUGCUCUGGCAAGUGUGUGCCAAGUCAUUUAGUGGUGAGGAAACCUAGAUAUGCUGUCAAGUUCUUCCCCCACUCCAUAAAUGCCUUUGGAGAACAGCACCAUUCCCUGAAUCUGACUAAAGAUGCUAGAAAUCAAACUGAAUUGGUGAGGCUGAGAAAGCUCAGUGAUAAUGGUCAUCCUGGGUGAUUGGGAUGGACAGAGUCAUCCAGUUCUGGUGACAGGUUAGGACCUGAAAUGAAUUUUGAGUUGUAGCCCCCUUUUCUCCUUUCCCUUAGGCAGUAUGUGUAUUAGCACAAACUAAAUGUAACAGCUUUUUAAAAAAAAAAAUUGUGAUUUUU